UCGCGAGAUAUGUCCGCACUCCCUGCUCUUUAGCCCGGGCGACCCCGUGCGCAGCCUCUUUUUCUAAGAUGGCUCCGAAGGUGAAGAAGGAAGCUGUCCCUGCCAAAACGGAGGCUAAAUCCAAGGCCUUGAAAGCAAAGAAGGCCAUUUUGAAGGGAGUUCAUAGUCACAGGCAGAAGAAAAUUAGGACAACACCUACCUUCAGGAGACCAAAGACACUCCGACUGAGAAGGCAACCCAAGUAUCCCAGAAAGAGUGCACCCAGGAGGAACAAAUUGGACCAUUAUGCUAUUGUUAAGUUCCCUCUGACAACUGAGUCCGCUAUGAAGAAAAUAGAGGACAACAAUACUUUGGUUUUCAUUGUUGACAUCAAGGCCAACAAACACCAGAUCAAACAGGCUGUCAAGAAAUUAUAUGAUAUUGAUGUAGCUAAAGUCAACACUCUUAUCAGGCCUGAUGGUGAAAAGAAAGCAUAUGUGCGACUGGCCCCAGACUACGAUGCAUUGGAUGUUGCUAAUAAGAUUGGCAUCAUCUAAACUGGCUUCACAAAGAACUGUAAAAUAUUUCAAUAAAAUUUUUAAAAGUU
Hemiscyllium ocellatum (epaulette shark) is the source of this 586-nucleotide messenger RNA. It is a transcript of the gene rpl23a, whose product is annotated as ribosomal protein L23a. The transcript is spliced from 5 exons. Gene Ontology annotation, molecular function: structural constituent of ribosome; rRNA binding. Bases 69 to 536 code for a protein of 155 amino acids. NCBI's taxonomy places the organism in Eukaryota, Metazoa, Chordata, Chondrichthyes, Orectolobiformes, Hemiscylliidae. The record is from RefSeq and is a predicted model, not a curated record. Gene Ontology annotation, cellular component: ribosome; cytosolic large ribosomal subunit. Gene Ontology annotation, biological process: translation; ribosomal large subunit assembly.